AUGCACAGAAACUGUAGCACCUACACCACCUGCAAAUUUUCAGGUUUAAAACGAAAGAGAGAAGUUUCGGAAAACAAUGAGCAAAGGCCAACGAAACGAUCAAUCUUUGACUGGCAAAGAGGAGCGACGAGACGUACAGAAAUACGCUCUGCCACCUACAUCACUCACAAGUUGAUAGGCUCUAAAAGGAUGAGAGAUACCACCCAAGCAUCCGAAGAUAGUGGACAAGCGACAGUAGAAGAAACCACUUCCAAUUCAUCUACUCCGACUGAACAAUACAAAGAGCUGUGCACUAGCAAGGAAUUGGAGGAAAGGUGUGUUUCCAAUGAAUACAAGAUCAUAGUGCCGUGA
This is a messenger RNA of Orbilia oligospora ATCC 24927, 351 nucleotides long. RefSeq lists its product as uncharacterized. The coding region runs from base 1 to 351 and encodes 116 amino acids. Lineage: Eukaryota; Fungi; Ascomycota; Orbiliomycetes; Orbiliales; Orbiliaceae. The transcript has a single exon. The record is from RefSeq and is a predicted model, not a curated record.